UAAAGAAGAAACGGCUACCGCCCUUCUACUGGGUCUGGGAAAGUAGAAACGACAAAGAGACUACACAUACUGGCAACCAACUUUGCUCGCUAUUCUUAUCACUAUCUUCGAACCCUAACCCUAAGGUCCUAGUCAUUUUCGUCGUCUGAGGGACGUAGCCAAAGGUUGUCGGUCACGAUCAGCGCGUUCACUGCCCGCGAACACAUUCAUUUCACGAGCAGUGACUUUCUCUCCGUCCGCUAGUUCCUACAAAUCAACUUUCCAAGUCCCAGAAACACAAUGUCGACUUCAAGCUUUGAUCCUAACAAUGCUCAGAAUCUCAUCGAGAUAGAGAAGCAAUUUGCAGUGAAAGCGGUUGAACAUGCUCAGACGUACUGGAAUCUGCUCGAGAAAGUUCCUCCGCGUGCACUCAAAUUGACAAAGCUGGACGACGAAAUAUACGAGCAUACUAUGUCGGCGUUCCCUGAGUUUAACGUGGAGGGUCAUGCACCGCUCGUCAAGCUCGAUGAGGACUGGCUCAAGAGCGAGAUUGGAAAGAAGAAGUGGAGAGAGUUUUGUCAAGUGUAUGAAAAGAAAGUGAAAGAUUACAACUUUGGAUCUCUCAUCCGCACAGAUGCAAGGCAAGAGUAUGGGGAAACGAACACCAUCUUCGUCACACGAAUACAGUUCUAUGCCAUCGAGAUUGCCCGGAACCGACUCGGUCUAAAUGACGGGGCGCACGAAAUUGCCAAGGCAGAUGCCGAGAGGGAGAGGUUGAAGAAGGAGAAGGCGGCGAAGAAAAACGGCACAUCAUAGCCACUGCUUCUCCUCAGUGUCGUGUAACCUUUGACAAUUUGUAGGACUAAUUACAGCGGUGCGGGCAUUAUGUGUGUUUCUCAGACCCAGGGUGUCUGCUCGUUCAUAUUUGCAUCUGAUGAUGGAAUUUCUUCGCCCCUUGGUGGCGUCGAAGUGCCUUGCCUUAUCCACAGCCCGACGACGUCACCUGGGGCACUUCG
This is a messenger RNA of Suillus clintonianus, 995 nucleotides long. RefSeq names its product DUF757-domain-containing protein. The record is from RefSeq and is a predicted model, not a curated record. NCBI's taxonomy places the organism in Eukaryota, Fungi, Basidiomycota, Agaricomycetes, Boletales, Suillaceae. The transcript is spliced from 9 exons. Bases 280 to 795 code for a protein of 171 amino acids. Gene Ontology annotation, cellular component: cytoplasm.